AUGCACAUCAGCAGGUUCGUGGCGUCGGCCGUCAUGGCCUCGACCGUAACCGCUGAGACCAAGUUCUGCGGCGCGCCCAACGAUUACGAAGUCCUCAUGGGCACUCCGUGGAUUGUCUACUCGAUGAACUACAACUACAAGUCGAUCAGCGGAUCAUGCUGCACGGCGUACUCGGGCACGUCGGGCGAGGGUGAUGCGCAGCGCAUUCAGUGGAGCAGCAUUUGGGAGAUCGACCCGAAUGUUAACAAGGACGUCGUCAAGGGAUACUCCUUCAUCGGCCUGACGCAAAACCUCGAGACCCGUCUGAGUGACAUCAAGAGCAUCCCAAGCACGUACGACUGGACCGUCUCCAACACCUCUGCCUAUAAGGGCAACGUUGUGUACGACUUCAUGACCUCCGACACCAAAGGCGACAGCACGUCGAGCUCCGCGCAAGAACUCAUGUUGUGGCUUCGAUACGAGGGCGGCCAAGUGCCGAUCGGGUGGGCCGAAGGGCCGACGGCGACUAUUGAUGGCCUCUUUGGCAAGGACGGAUGGAAACUCUACCAGGGCAAAAACACGGACACGGGCAUCACGGUUUCGUCGCUUUUGGUGCCGGAGAACAACCAGUUCGGAGACCUAGAGAACGGUUCCUUUGAGGGAGACAUCAAGGACUGGCUGUCUGCGUUGGCGAAGCAGGGUGUGUUCUCGGAGAGCACAUACGUCAAUGUCGGAAAUGCGGGCAUGGAACCUUAUUGGGGUACCGUCACGUUCAACAACACCCUCGGCUUGAGGAUCAACCUUUGA
This is a messenger RNA of Colletotrichum karsti, 786 nucleotides long. Its product is annotated as glycosyl hydrolase family 12. The transcript is spliced from 2 exons. Gene Ontology annotation, molecular function: cellulase activity. Lineage: Eukaryota; Fungi; Ascomycota; Sordariomycetes; Glomerellales; Glomerellaceae. The record is from RefSeq and is a predicted model, not a curated record. Bases 1 to 786 code for a protein of 261 amino acids. Gene Ontology annotation, biological process: polysaccharide catabolic process.